AUGGCGGAUAUUGAUACAAAAAUCGAGGCUGCGACGUCGUCGACCGUUGCGCCUGUGGCUUCGGACUGCGAUGAUAAUUAUGAGUUUUAUAAGCGACAUCAAGGUUUAGAAUACACACCGGAAGAAGAGAAAAAGGUAGUGAGGAAAAUAGAUCUUCACUUGAUCCCGCUUUUGUUUUUUAUCUAUUUGUUACAGUAUUUGGAUAAAAAUAGUAUCAAUUUUGCGUCUGUGUAUGGUCUUGAGGAAGGAACUCAUAUGACAGGAUCGGACUAUUCAUGGCUCAGCUCUAUCUUCUACUUCGGUUACUUGAUCGCGCAAUAUCCUGCAGGGUUCGCCAUGCAGAAGCUCCCAGUCGGGAAGUUUCUCGGAGGCACAACAAUAGUCUGGGGCGCUCUUCUUAUGACAACUCCAGCGUGUCACAACUUCGCCGGUAUCGCCUCCAACCGCUUCAUUCUCGGCAUGGUUGAAGCCGUUGUAAAUCCAGGAUUUGUCUUACUUAUGAGUAUGUGGUAUAAGUCAAAGGAGCAGCCUCUACGUCUGGAGGCCUACUACUGUACCAAUGGCAUCGCAACUAUGUUUGGCGGAUUACUCGGAUACGCCAUCGGUCAUAUUACUACCGGCCUAGGUAGGUGGAUGUACGUCUUUUUGAUUUUUGGAUCCAUCUCUCUCGUCAUGGGUAUUUUUGCCCUAUGGCUUCUACCAGAUCUUCCAUCAACCGCCAAGUUUCUCACCGAGCGCGAGAGAGCUAUCGCAUUGGACCGCGUCGCUAUCAACCGACAGGGAGUCAAAAAUCAUCAGUUCAAGUGGUAUCAAGUGUGGCAAGCCGCGCGCGAUCCGAAAACGUGGCUCUUAUUCAUCAUGGCGAUCGGUGCCCAAAUACCUAACUCGGCAUUGACCAGCUUUACCUCCAUUAUCGUUGAAUCUUUCGGUUUCGACACACUCGGUACUCAGUACCUGCAGAUUCCUGGUGGUGGCGUGAACUUCCUCACUCUCAUUAUUGGAGGAUUCAUCGCUACUAAAUAUGAUGGAAAGUUUCACUCACGGAGUGCCUGCAUGAUAGUCGCUAAUCUGACAUGCAUUCUGGGAUCUGCCCUAUUGGUCGGUCUGCCUGAUUCAAACAAAUGGGGGCGAUUGGUUGCGCUUUGGCUAUGCUAUUUCCAGGGAUUGGGAUUUAGCAUGAGCCUGACAAUCAUCAGCUCGAAUAUUGCAGGCUAUACGAAGAAACAGGUGACCGGGGCUUUAUUGUUCACUGGUUACUGUGUUGGAAAUAUUAUUGGACCUCAGACAUUCAAGUCUACUGAGGCACCGGGAUACCAUAGUGCCUAUGUUGCAAUGCUUGCAGGUUAUGUGAUCAAGUUGAUCGCUAUCGUCACACUCUAUUUGUAUAUGUAUUUCGAAAACAAGCGUCGGGAUCGUCUGGCACUGGAGACUGUGAACUCAGAGGAUGGUGUGGAGGCAGGAAUGCUGGAUCAAACGGAAAUCGAUAACAAGGGAUUCCGAUAUGUUUUAUAG
Messenger RNA from Penicillium malachiteum, 1512 nucleotides. RefSeq names its product putative MFS transporter. Gene Ontology annotation, biological process: allantoate transport; tripeptide transport; transmembrane transport. The record is from RefSeq and is a predicted model, not a curated record. Bases 1 to 1512 code for a protein of 503 amino acids. Gene Ontology annotation, molecular function: allantoate transmembrane transporter activity; dipeptide transmembrane transporter activity. Gene Ontology annotation, cellular component: plasma membrane. The transcript has 8 exons. Lineage: Eukaryota; Fungi; Ascomycota; Eurotiomycetes; Eurotiales; Aspergillaceae.